This is a messenger RNA of Vigna unguiculata (cowpea), 1313 nucleotides long. RefSeq names its product 11-beta-hydroxysteroid dehydrogenase-like 4A. Gene Ontology annotation, cellular component: cytosol. The record is from RefSeq and is a predicted model, not a curated record. NCBI's taxonomy places the organism in Eukaryota, Viridiplantae, Streptophyta, Magnoliopsida, Fabales, Fabaceae. Gene Ontology annotation, molecular function: oxidoreductase activity.
AAAGUCAGAUAUUUUUCUCUUUCUGGAAGUGCCGAUUCAAUCUCACAAAGCCAUGGAUGCAAUUACCAAGCUUCUCGACUUUGCAUUGCCCCCACUUUCUCUACUUCUCUUCACCAUUCUAAUGCCACCUUCCCUCAUAUUCAAGCUGCUUAUGCACGUAAGAAAAUCUCUGCGCAAAGAAAACGUCGCAAACAAAGUCGUAUUAAUCACCGGAGCAGCCUCAGGAAUUGGCGAGCAAAUAGCUUAUGAAUAUGCAAGGCGAGGAGCAAAGCUUUCUCUGGUUGAUAUCAGAAAGGAGAACCUUGCGGCGGUGAGUGAUAAAGCACGAUCUCUGGGUUCUCCUGAUGUUACCAUCAUUGGUGCUGAUGUAUCCAAGCCCCAUGAUUGCAAACGCUUUGUUGAUGAAACGGUCAACUACUUCGGAAGACUGGAUCAUCUGGUAAAUAAUGCAGGAAUCAGUGGUAGACCUGUAACUGUGGAGAAUAUGCGUGAUGUUUCUGAAUAUACUGCAGUUAUGGAUGUAAAUUUUUGGGGAGCAGUUAAUGCGACGAUAUAUGCAAUCCCACAUCUGAAAAUAAGCAAAGGGAGGGUCAUAGUGAUUGCUUCGGUUUGCGCAUGGUUCCCACUACCGCUGAUAAGUAUCUAUAAUGCGAGCAAAGGAGCGAUAGUAAACUUCUUCGAGACUCUGAGAAUGGAAGCUGGCAGUGGUAUCGGCAUAACAAUUGCGACGCCCGGUCUUGUGAAGACAGAACUUACAUUAAGGGCGAAAUGUGAGUUCCAGGAUGCUAUGAGAAGAGUUCGAAUGGGAUCAGCUAGUGAAUGUGGAAAAGCCAUUGUUGAAAGUGCAUGCAGGGGAGAUAUGUAUGUUACAGAUCCAUCGUGGCCCAAAGCCUUGUUUCCUUGGAAAGUCUUUCAUCCUCAAUUCGUAGAUUGGGCCUGCAACCUCAUCUGUGCACCUUCUUCAAACAAAUCUGCCAUCAAAACCAAUCUCGUGAUGCCACAGCAUAAGGCAGAAUAAAGUCUUACUUUGCAUUCUUCAUUCCGUCACCUACUUCACCUUCCAAGUGUUUCUCACAGAGGAAGAUGAUUCAUAAUAAUUAAAACAAGACUUUACUAUUUUCUCUUUUUAUUUUCCUUUCUUCUGGAAUUAUCAUGUUCUUUGUUUUUUUUUUCCUCGUUUGACCAUGGUUCUCAUCAUGCCAAUAUAAAAUAUUAGAGUAAGGGUUUGUUUGUAUAUGAGCUCAUUUUUUUGUCAUGAAAAUUUUUAUGGUAAAAGAAUUACAGAGGUAAGGAGAAUAAUCUUUGGGAGUUAA